AUGGCUCUGAAAGUUCUCAUUUGUGGCGGAGGUGUUGCAGGUCCGGCAUUAGCCUACUGGCUCGCCCGAAUCGGUCACCAAGUCGUCAUCGUCGAACGUUUCCCUAUACUACGAGCUUCAGGGGCCCAGAUUGACCUUCGUGGGCAGGGCAUUGAAGCCAUCAAACGCAUGGGACUCAUCGACGUCGUUCGCCAAAAUCUCGUCGACGAAGCGGGCGUGUCCAUCAUCGAUUCCAAGGGGAAUGUCAAAGCCACGAUCCUUGCCAACAAGUCUGGCAAGGGUGCACAGUCUCUGACCUCUGAGUACGAAAUUAUGCGCGGAGACCUCGUGCACAUAUUACACGAAGCAACGAAGGAAAAAGUGAAUUACGUAUUUGGCAAAACGGUGAACAGCUUCAAAGAACACGACAAAGGGGUCAUUGCAUACUUCUCCGAUGGCUCGUCCGAUACAUUCGAUUUGCUCGUUGGAGCAGAUGGACAAGGCUCGCACAUUCGAAGGGACAUUCUACCCCCCGAUGCUCCUAAUGAAUACCACCAACUCGGAUUCCACUUGGCCUAUUGGUUCAUCCCAUGGGUUGAAAGCGACAACAACAUGUGCAAAGCAUAUCUCAGCCCGGGCGGCCGCAUGAUCAUGUCCAGAAGCCACAACAAGAUAGCCACUCAGGUUUACUUCUUGCUCAGAUCUGACUCCGAGGAGGCAUGCAAGAUUCCGAAAGCGCCGGUCGAGGAGCAAAAGCAAUUCUGGGCUGACAAAUUCCGCGACGCAGGAUGGCAGACCGAUCGUUUUAUCAAAGGAAUGGAAACUACAGAAAAUUGGUUCUGUCAGAACGCUAUUCAAAUCAAGUCUGAUACUUGGCACUCUGGCCGGGUUGUGCUUCUCGGCGAUGCCGCACACUGUGCUUCUCCACUGAGCGGCAUGGGGACCACAAGCAGCCUAAUCGGCGCCUAUAUUCUGGCCGGUGAGCUUGCUUGCAGUGACGAUCUCUCACAGGCUUUCCAAAAGUACACCCAAAAAAUGCGGCCAUUUGUCAACGAGGUUCAGCAGCUCAACAUUUCGUGGAUGCGGCGGGCUCUCCCCGAAUCGCAGUGGGCAAUUUCCAUCAUUCAUCUCUUUGUCGGACUGGCCUGUUUCCUUCGAAUACCAAAGCUUCUCUCGCGGUUUUCAAGUGACAGGGAUGGUUCCUGGGAGCUCCCUGAUUACCCUGAAUUGGAUGCUGAUCGUGAUCGGCCCGAGGUUGAAUGA
This is a messenger RNA of Penicillium paradoxum, 1242 nucleotides long. RefSeq names its product Monooxygenase FAD-binding. Gene Ontology annotation, molecular function: FAD binding. The transcript has a single exon. The record is from RefSeq and is a predicted model, not a curated record. The coding region runs from base 1 to 1242 and encodes 413 amino acids. NCBI's taxonomy places the organism in Eukaryota, Fungi, Ascomycota, Eurotiomycetes, Eurotiales, Aspergillaceae.